UUUGGCUUCCCAUGAUGCACCGGUUUGACAGGGACGGAAGAAAAAGCAGAGUUGACUGUCUUGUGUAUUUAGAAGGUCUUAAGACUUUGGUAGCAUGUUAGAACUACAUUCUAGACAAAGACAAAAUAGUGUAUGAAGAAAUAUAUUCGUGUAAAUUGUGAACUUCAGCCUGCAACAAAUGUAUUGUACUUGUGUCACUUGGUUUAAAGCGCGUUUGUCUUAAAUUAUAUAUCGAGCAUCUUGCAGAUUUGAUAGAUUUCCUGAUGUUUUAUGGUGUCUAAUAGAUAGUAGUCAGUGACUGAAUUGUGUCUCUUUCUGUCCGCCUGCUGGGCUUGUUUUCAGUGUACUGAAAAACAGCCUGCCUCUCGAGUGCAAUGCGUUCCCUCAGUUACGUUCAGCGGGUCAGUCUGGAUUUCUCUGGCACCCUGUUCCCCCACGCAAUAUGCCUAGGAGAUGCAGACAAUGACACGCUAAACGAGCUUGUGGUGGGGGACACAAGUGGGAAGCUGUCUGUAUACAAGAACGAUGACUCCAAACCCUGGCUUACAAGAUCCUGUGUUGGAAUGGUUACCUGUGUUGGAGUAGGGGACAUUUGUAACAAAGGAAAGAACUUUGUGGUUGCAGUUGGCGCAGAGGGCUGGUUCCACCUGUUUGACCUGAGUGUUUCACCAGCCAAGUCAGAGUCCACCAACCACCAGGAGGUGCUGUUUGGGGAGGAUCAGAAGCCAUCUUUUACUCAGCACAUUCCUGCCAACACUAAGGUCAUUCUCAUCAGUGACAUUGAUGGAGAUGGGAGAAGUGAACUGGUGGUGGGAUACACUGACCGUGUGGUGCGGGCAUUCCGCUGGGAGGAUUCCCCCGACAGCUCUGACAUUGGGUCUGGACAGCUGGUCCUGCUCAAGAAGUGGCUUUUGGAAGGACAGGUGGACAGUCUGUCUGUGAACCCUGGUCCUGAAGGUGUCCCGGAGCUCAUGGUUUCUCAACCAGGUUGUGGCUACGCCAUCCUGCUUUGUACCUGGAACCGCAAAGUCCCCACCGAAACGGGAGAGGGGGCUAGUGAGACACCAAUCAGUGAAGGUGCCACUCGUGAUGUCAUUCUCCACCUGACGUCUGGUCGCAUUCACAACAAGAACGUCUCCACUCACCUGAUUGGGAGUAUCAGCAGAGGGCCCACAGACGAGUCCUCUAGAUGCGGCUUUUUUGCCCUCUGCACGUUAGAUGGCACAUUAAAGUUGAUGGACAGCUCUGAUCAGCUGCUUUGGUCGGUUCAGGUGGACCACCAGCUCUUUGCACUACAGAAGCUUGAUGUUACAGGUGACGGGCGCGAGGAGGUGGUUGCUUGUGCCUGGGAUGGACAGACUUACAUCAUCGACCAUAACCGCACAGUUGUCAGAUUUCAGUUUGAUGAGAAUGUCAAUGCAUUCUGUGCUGGUCAAUACACUUGUAAGGAUGGCAGGAACAGCCCCUGCCUAGUCUAUGUGAGCUUUAACCACAAAAUCUAUGUGUACUGGAGGGUGGAGCUGGAAAGAAUGGAGUCGACCAACCUGCUGAAGGUGCUGGAAGAGAAGGAAGAGUACAGAGAGCUGCUGGGGAAACUCCAUAUAGAUGCUGAUGACAACACUGCAGUCAGAGACUUGAUACACAACCUGCUCUAUGGGAACAAAAAGAACACCAUCUCAACCUGAAGUCGCACAAAAGUCAAGACCUCAUUUUUCUUUGUAUAUACUGCUUAUCUCAAUAAAGGUGAUUCAUUCACGUA
Molecule: messenger RNA, 1759 nt
Organism: Acipenser ruthenus (sterlet)
Lineage: Eukaryota; Metazoa; Chordata; Actinopteri; Acipenseriformes; Acipenseridae
Gene: itfg2
Product: integrin alpha FG-GAP repeat containing 2
Exons: 12
Coding region: 375-1685 (436 amino acids)
Biological process (GO): regulation of TOR signaling
Cellular component (GO): KICSTOR complex
Molecular function (GO): protein binding
Source: RefSeq, a predicted model, not a curated record